CCCAAUCGCCCGGCCUUCCCACCGCCGUCUGAUUCCGGAAAUCAUCGCCGGCCGGUUCCUCUCUUCGUCCGGUCGUCGGCGAGUUCCAAUUUCAUUGAGCAGCUCACAGUUAUUCGUUCGUUCUAAUCGCAGUUCUCCUUCGUCACCUGCAACUUCUGUCGCAGCUCAUAUCUCUGCCUGAGUCUCCAGCCAGAUCAUAUCCUAUCCAUGAUGACAAGCCUCUUCUGAUUUCACCUGCAUAAGGACAAUUGCAAAAUUGGUGUUGGCAAUCUUCGUUUGCCCCUCCACAAAGAGUGCAUUCCAGAUCCCUAACCAGAUACUAAUUAAAUCUACACUUAGGGUUUAAGUUCAAGUGUGCUAUUAUUGACACCUCAAAGGAAGUUCAUCAUGCUUGAGUGAAUUGGACCAUUAAUACCUUCUGGUUGUAUCCCCUGCCAAGGGGUUCAUGUUGAUUGGUGAUUGACCACGCUGAUUUUGCACAUUAACCCACUCAGGCUCUAAUGUACAUAACCCUUCUGAAUUUCUGACCUAACUUGCUUUGCACAUCCAAGAGAGUACAAAUAUGGCAUUGCAUCGUUUCUCUAGAGCUUCCUAUGGCUUCCAUCGUUACUUUCAGCCAUCAAUUGCUGUCCUUUCCAUACCCUGGAAUCAACAAAAUCCUAGCUCUAGUUCCACUCAUCAUUCCAUCCUAAACAACAACCCUUCCCAGACCUCUUCUUCACGUCCCUCUAAUUCUAUUCAAGAUUUUGAAAAAUUAUAUUCGAGGUACUUCAUACACUCAUCUUCUCCAAAAAUUGGACAUUUGGGUCUCCAGCAGUAUUUAUAUUUCUCCACGUUAGGCAACUCAGAACCUAAGAAUGAGCCGAAAUCUUCUUGGAUUGAUUUGUAUUUGCCCCAAAGAGUUCGGCCCUAUGCCCAUUUGGCUCGACUGCAUAAUGCCAUUGGGACUUGGUUACUCGCUUGGCCUUGCAUGUGGUCAAUUACUCUCGCAGCAUCGCCGGGGAGUAUACCUGAUGUUAAGAUGAUGGCUCUGUUUGGUUGUGGAGCUUUGCUUCUACGAGGUGCUGGAUGCACCAUUAAUGAUCUACUUGAUCGUGACAUUGAUGUGAAGGUAGAGAGAACAAGGUUGAGGCCAAUUGCCAGUGGAGUUUUGACGCCAUUUCAGGGGCUGUGUUUUCUUGGCUUUCAGUUGCUUUUAGGUCUUGGGAUCCUUCUACAACUAAACAAUUUUAGCCGUGUUUUAGGAGCUUCUUCUUUGUUGUUGGUUUUCUCUUAUCCCCUCAUGAAGAGGCUGACGUUUUGGCCUCAAGCUUUCUUGGGACUAACUUUUAAUUGGGGAGCAUUAUUAGGUUGGGCUGCCAUUAAAGGUAGUCUUGAUCCUGCUGUUGUGCUGCCACUUUAUUUAUCCGGUGUGUUUUGGACACUUGUAUAUGACACUAUAUAUGCUCAUCAGGUAUUGAAUUUUAUUGAAUUAUCAUCUGAAAUGGGAUCUUGAAUAUGAAGUAUUUAUAAGAUAUUGGAAAAUAAAAAGGACUUAAAUAAGCAGUAACAUUAAUUAAGCCUGCAGGCUUGAUUCUUAUUUUAUAUUGUAGCUAAUAGCAACGCUAGGAAACACAGAGUAUGCUUUUUAAACUUCUAAUACCAAAGCAGUUCAAAUUGGGCAAGAAACUAAGAAUCGGGUGUGCAUUAGUGCCUUAUGAUGGUAUUUUAGAAUUUGGCAUUAAUAGAUAAAUUUAAUGUAGUGUUUACUAUUUCUUUGAUGAUGAUUAUAUGGUGAAAUGUAACUGCUUUUUAGCAAACAACUUAUGUACAAUUUACAGUCUUAUGAGCAUUUUGUUCAUUCUCUAGGUAUAAAUAUUCAUUCUUUUA
Molecule: messenger RNA, 1869 nt
Organism: Cuscuta campestris
Lineage: Eukaryota; Viridiplantae; Streptophyta; Magnoliopsida; Solanales; Convolvulaceae
Source: the annotation of a GenBank genome assembly